Molecule: messenger RNA, 727 nt
Organism: Oncorhynchus keta (chum salmon)
Lineage: Eukaryota; Metazoa; Chordata; Actinopteri; Salmoniformes; Salmonidae
Product: thymic stromal cotransporter protein-like
Exons: 3
Coding region: 218-727 (169 amino acids)
Biological process (GO): transmembrane transport
Cellular component (GO): membrane
Molecular function (GO): transmembrane transporter activity
Source: RefSeq, a predicted model, not a curated record
GUGGUGAAAAGCACAUACCCUGCAAGCACCAGGUUUCACAGGUGUGACUGAUGUGACUGUUUGGGGGGAGCGGCAGACUGUGGUUGUGGUGAGCCUGUCGAAAACAACUUUGAGCAGCCAUCAUUUUGUAGGUGACCUGGGGUACCGGAAGAUCCCCAUCGUGAUCCCUCUGGUGGGUUACCUGGUCUCCAGAGUGGUCCUGCUCCUGGUCAUAGUGAUGGAUCUCCCGAUACAGGCUAUGUUCGGCGGGGUGGUGGUCCACGGACUCAGCGGCGGGUUCUGCUCCUACUGGGCCGGGGUCAUGGCCCUGGUGUCGCUCACCUCCACCGAGGAGGACCGCUCUCUCCACAUGAUGCAUAUCGAACUGGUCUACGGAGUAGCCGGUCUCAUCGGUAGUCUAGUGUCCGGGCACCUCUUCCAGUUGUACAGUGUGGAUUUUAAACAGGGGACUCUGUUAGUGAGCCUGAGUGUUUUCCUCUACUUUUUGUGUCUUAUCUACACAACCUUCUUCUUUCUAAUGCCAAGUUUCUCGACAAGCGCGCACGAGCGCAACGAGAACAAUGGCUUCUUCACUGAGCGAAAUUCCAGGAAUAUACUGAACAUUCUGCUUCUCUUCGCGAGCGGUAUUUUAUAUGACGUGGCCGUCGGAGGUGGGAUGGAGAUACUGGUGACCUUUGAGAUGAAGGAGCCCCUGAACUGGAGUGCUACACAGAGUUGUGACUUGUGA